AUGAUCCGUAUUAGUUUAUUAUUUGGAAUUAUCAGUGGAGUGAAUGGUAUUCGAAUCUUACCAGAGACACCUAUCGAUUUCUCCAUACAUCUCUGCACUCACCAACGACGGCAAGCACAUGGGCACAUGCAGUACCUCCCUCAUCCAGUUCGAUACUGUAUGACAGUGAAGUCUUCAAAAUCCCCACGGGAUCUGAUCAGGGAUCGGCAAGGUGCUAUAGGUAUAGCGUCAUCAGUCGUAUUCACUUGGAGACAGGUCACAAGUGCUCGACAAUGUCGCUUUGGGUUUCAGGGCUAUCAAGGUGAAUACAGGCUGGCGCCAGAUUUCGGUGCUUACGAAGAAUGUCAAUAUGUACUGUCACGAUAUUCUCAUGCUUUAUCUGAGGUUAGUAAUUCUAUUCAAGGCAGUGAUGACGAUAAAAAUGUUUGUGGAGCCAACAUUCUCUCUGUUGGAAGUCUGAUGGUACUGGCUCGCGAUGGUCCACUGAGUAAGACCUUACGAUUCAAUGCUUCCGAACCGGACUGCCCAUUUAUUUACUUACCGACCAAUUAUGCGGACUACGUGUCGUGUUCCCUAAAAGACAACGAAUGGUACGUAUUGGACUGGCAAUCAUCGAUCCGAUAUGAAACCUACCACAAAGGGACUUAUGGCACUUAUUAUGCAAAUCAUACGACGUCUUUCGUUUUCCAACCAUCCGACAUUUUGCUAAGAAAUGGCACUGAGACCGAAUGGCUAGCGAGGCUUAUUCAUCUAGAGACGAGGUAG
Messenger RNA from Haemonchus placei, 765 nucleotides. NCBI's taxonomy places the organism in Eukaryota, Metazoa, Nematoda, Chromadorea, Rhabditida, Trichostrongylidae. The record is from the annotation of a GenBank genome assembly.